AUCAUGACUACCACAAAUCAAAAACCCGCGCAGUAGAAAGGGAACCAUUGUCGUGGAAAGUCACGAUAGGACAGUGCCGCCGGGUUUGCCGUUUCGCUGGUGUAGUGUUUUAAUUGCCUGUAAGGUUGAUCGUGAUGAUGGCGAUAGAAAAAGGCGAAGCUGGUGGUGUAGCAUAAAUUUUGCCAACACUACAUUAACGUUGGAAGUUAAGCUUAAGGGUAGUUUUGUGCGUUACUGUACAAAGUUGGAAGAACCGUGUGACCGAUAUUUAAAAGUAUGAUAAAAAAAUAAUCUAUACGAAAGGUAACUGUCCGAUAACCGUUAGCCGGAGAUAGCUAAGCCCCAUAGCCAUGACAGUGUAAAAGUUGGUCAAGAAAUUGGGCUGCACUCGGGUGCGUUGCUGAGUUUUCCCCCGUUUCGGACAUAACCUAACCGCACAGUGAGUGUGCCCCGUAAUCCAUGAUCGGGAAACAGAUGUGCCAAUAGUGCGCGGUAUGGCGUGCAUUUGAUGUUCUAUUUUUGUCCCAAACCGACAUCGAUCGUGCUGCUGGACCGCGACAUAACAUCUGAUUGGGUUCGACAGCGACCAGUAUAAACAAUCGGCGUGAUCAACAACUAAUGCUAUAAUUGUGAAGGGAGGGUGGUGUUCAACAUCUGCGUCGGUUGCUACAGUUCCGGUUUGGCGAAGCGGGAGCUAACCCAACAACGGCAUGAUUUACGAUGGAGCGUGUGGACAAAAUCUAUCACUCGUCCAAAAAUUUUAUGUUCAAAUACAUCAUAGCGCUACUCUGGACCGGCUUCAACUUUGUCGUGUUUUGUAAAGCGUUCAGCAACUAUCACCAUGACGAGGAGUACUAUUAUCUGAGCCGAAUUCUUGGGAAUGGCUUGUGUGUUUCACGUGGGACCGCUCCCGUGCUGAAUGUGACCAUGGCCCUGAUAACACUGCCCACGUGCAAAACGUUCAACCUACUGCUGCACAAACUGUUUGGUCGAUUCUCGACGCGUCUGCUGGUUCACUAUCUGGAGAAAACCAAGGUGCUGCAUCUGAUAUUGGGUUACAGUUUGCUGAUAGUUGCGAUUGUACACAGCGUAGCCCAUUUCGUGAACAUAGUCAACUUUGUGGACAAUUACGACGAACGCUACCGGGAGAUCAACUGGGCAAAUGGACCAGAUGACAACAUCCUGCGACUGCUGUUCGCCACACCGACAGGGUUUUCUGGCUGUAUCAUGCUGCUAACGCUCGGUGCGAUGGCUUACCUAGCCCGACGAUCGAUACGCGAUCGGUUUUACAACAGUUUCUUUACCUCGCAUCAUCUGUUUCUCGUAUUCUACGGGAUGAUGUUUUAUCACCCGUUGAGCAACAUCAUCAAACAUCAAACAAACACCGACAAGCACCGGAUUGCGUGCGAUCUGCUCGAUAACGCAACGCUGCACAGCAACGAGGACCUGCUGGUACUGUGCCAGGAGCCACCCCAGUUCGGUGUCGGUGUAAAGCGGGCCUGGAUCUGGCCGCUGGCAGGACUGCUGAUCUAUCUGGUAGACGUUUCGCUUCGCCAUCUGUCCUCGCACUCGGACCGCUACCGGGUAGUGACCGUUCAAACGUACGCCAUGACAGGACAUGCGGUUCAUCUACGGUUACAGUUUUGUAGCAAGCUGGCCGUUAAGAUCAUCGCCGGUCAGUACGUGCUGUUGCAGUGUCCAGCCAUUUCAACACUCGAGUGGCAUCCAUUCACGAUCACGGAGCUUCCUGCCGAGGGUCGAAACGAUUUUACGCUCACGAUCAAGGUGCGGGGUGAUUGGACCGAGGAGCUGUACGACCGCGUCGUACAAAGGGAGCAAUGCAAGCGGACUCUGGGCGGUGUCGAUCCGUACCGGCGCAUAGAGUUCCUUCUCGAUGGACCGUACCCGUCGGUCAUGAGCAAUAUGAUCGACUGCAAGAGGAUUCUCUUUAUCGGAGCUGGCGUUGGCAUUACACCGUUUGUGACCAUUAUGCGGAUGCUGUUAAGUACAAACGUUGAUCGGCCGGCACGCGUUCAUCUCGUUUGGAUCGCACGCAGUCUGGAAACGUUCCUGUGGUUUGCGGACGAAGUGGCCCGCUUGCAGGAGAAGUUCUGGAGCCAAAACAAACCGGACCGCUUUUGGGUGAAGCUGUACUGGACGCAAAACUAUGACGAACAUCUGCUAGCGGAAUGCUUUGGCGAUAUGCCAUCGAUCAAGUCGCGCAUGCACCGGGGCCGACCGAACUGGAACGACAUCUUUAUCGAUCUCGUUACACUCUAUCCGAAAAAAUCGGUAUCCGUGUUUAGCUGCGGACCGAAGGAACUGACGAAAGAGAUUCGCCUCAAGUGCAAAGAGUACAGCAAGCAUGGCUGCAAGUUGAGCUACUUUCACGAAGGAUUCGGAUAGUGGGUUUGGUAGUGCUGGACGGCGGUUCUAGUUUCGUAGGAAUGCUAAUUUUAGUUUAAUUUGUUUGACACAUAUACAAAGUCAAGAACUCAUGUGACGUGUGUGUGUGUGUAGUGUGGCUUUGGAUAGAUAGUAAAUCGAAUGUCUGAAGCUUUGCCAUAAGAAGGAAUAAAAAUAGAACCAUCCCAUUCGGAUCUCACACGUGUUCUGAGGCAGGUUCUGCCACAAACGAGGGCUCUGGUAAGCUUAUCCCGUCCGAGUUGCGCUCAGUGUGCUCAAGGAUGUUGACGCUUAAGUAUCUUUCCAUUAGACCGUACUUCGAAACGCCCCAGGAAGCUAUCGAAUGGGAUAAGCUUCAAAAAAUGAUUGCAACCGUGAAACAGUUUCACGACGACUUUGAUCGCAUCGUGCUCCACAAGGACGUUUACCGGACGUUCUUUUAC
Molecule: messenger RNA, 2849 nt
Organism: Anopheles stephensi (Asian malaria mosquito)
Lineage: Eukaryota; Metazoa; Arthropoda; Insecta; Diptera; Culicidae
Product: NADPH oxidase 4-like
Exons: 11
Coding region: 721-2406 (561 amino acids)
Biological process (GO): superoxide anion generation; defense response
Cellular component (GO): NADPH oxidase complex; plasma membrane
Molecular function (GO): superoxide-generating NAD(P)H oxidase activity
Source: RefSeq, a predicted model, not a curated record